AUGUCUUCAUCAGAAGACCCCACUGUUUCUGCAACUCCCAUGGCUUCAUCAGAAACCCCCACUGUUUUUGCAACGCCAAUGGCUUCAUCAGAAAUUCCUGAGGUUGAUUCUCACAAUCAAAACUAUCCUGAAAAUCCAAUUUCUGGAUCUGCAACCCACAAUGUUUCUAAUUCAGUGGAAACACAUACACCUGUUCUUGAUUCUGAAAAACAACACCAUGCUGAAAAACCACUUGCUGGAAAUCAAACACCUCCUAAUGUUGAUCAGACAUUUCCAACAGGAUCUGCACAAAGGUACAUUGCUGACAUCAAUGGCUUGGUACCAACCAAAACUAUCCAUUUCCACAUAGUUGUUCGUGUUAUGACCAUCUGGAAAAUGAUAGAGAAUAAAAACAAGAAUGUCAAAUCUGUUGAGUUGGCAUUGAUUGAUGCUCAGGGAUCCAAGAUUCAGGCUACUAUACCUGCGAGGAUAAUGAAAGAUUUCCAGAAGUAUUUCCUUCAAGAGGGCUGUGCCAGGAAGAUAUCACGUUUUGAUCAUUGCCUGAAUAUAAGUGGGGGAUACCAGUGCUCAAAACACGAAUACAAAAUUGUAUUCCGACCUGAUACAAUUGUUCAAUCUGUUGGUUACCAUGACAUCCCUAAUCAUGUAUUUGAAUUUACCCCUUUUGCAGAAAUUACCAAUUUUGUUGCAAAUUUUGACUUCUGUUUUGAUUUGUUGGGACACAUAAUUGGUUACAGUGAUCCAAUUAUUGAUAAUGGUAAGAAGAGGAUUUCGGUCGAAUUGGAAGAUGAAAGGGCCGAUAGGUUAAAGGUCACAUUAUGGGAUGAGCACGCAGACAAGGUGUAUACCAUGAUGACUAAUAAUCCUGAUUACCCUGUUGUCCUUAUUGUUCAGUAUGUCAAAUGCAAAAAAUACUACUCUAAAGUUUUAAUCACAACAAAUCUGUUCAAUGGUAGGAUUUUCCUAAAUGACAUGACCAUUCCAGAUAUAUACGAAUACAAAUUCAGGGUUGAUCAGGCAGAUAUUAGAUCUGCAAGCAUCCAUAAGAUAUCCAUGCUAUCUUCCAUUUCAGGAUACACAAAUUUCGAUGAAUUUGUGCGUGAUGCUGAGAUGUUGACACUGGCUGGAAUUGAUGAUUUGGAACAGCCAUCAGGUGUUGUUGUUUUUGCAAAGAUAUCUGGAUUGGCAAAAGAGUAUGACUGGUCAUACAUAGGCUGUAGCAACUGUAACAGUAAGGUUGUUGAGAUUGAAUCAUCUGCAAAGGAAAACCUCACUGGUGGUAAACAACGGUCGGCCUUUGGCAAAGGUAGAAAAGUAGAUAAUGAAAAGCCAGUUGGACUAGCAAAGAGAUGGAUGUGCAAAAACCAUGGACCUGUUUCUGCCGUCGCUGCAAAGCUAGAUGUCUCAGACUAUAACAUUAGAAACAACACCAGUGAGAUAUCAGUUGCAAGGGUUACAACAGAUGCAGACGUUAUAAGGAAGUACCUUGAUGCUGUUUCAGAUGAUCAGGAAAUAGAUCCUGAGCUAAGUGCCGAAUUCUGCCAUAAUUUAACCCCAUUAUCUGAGAGCACUGCUAAGACAGCAGUUUCUUGCACUGACGAUAAUGAUAUGGGAGCUCCUGGAGAUGAAACGGGUGACAGUCCUCCACCGAAGAAGCAUGCAUCUGCACAAUCUGGCGAAGAAAGUGUCAAGUCCCAGCCCAACAAGCGUCGGCUCAGAUCUGAUCUAACUGCAAAUAUUGGCAGUCGUUACCUCUUGGAAUUGAAUCCAAACGUUGCCAAUCGAUCUGUUAUUAACACACAGUACUUUAGAGCCAUAAAUUGGCCUUCAGAACAAAAACUUUCAUUGGUAAUUGAUGAUAAUCAGAAGCAGUGGAAGUUUCAGAUAUAUACCCAAGAACAUGCUCUAGCAGGUUUUGAAGGCCUUAUGUGGGAAGAAUUCCAUGAUUUUUAUUUUAACCACUAUGAAUGUGUAAAUGUUAUAUUGAUUUACACUGGAAACCAAUACUUUAGAGUCAGGGUAUUUAACAAAGAAGGGUACUGUAUCAGCAAUCAUCAAAACACAGUCAGUUCAGACACAUCUAAAGGUGAGGUUGACAUAAUUAACUACAUAAGGUCCAACAGUGAUCAGAAUACUUUCAAUGUGGUUAUGACCAAUGAUGUAAUUAACAAAGGCCGACUGGAGAUACCAUGGCACAUUGUCAGAAGAUUGGACAUUCAAGACUAUCAAUUGUUGAUCCUAUACUACGAUGGAGAACCUAUAAUGAGUAUGGUUCGUGCCAGUUCUGGAGAUUUUCCACAUAGAUUCAUUGUUCAAGGAGACCUCCAAUAUAUGAUGACUUUGAAAAGGAUCCUAACUGGUAUAAAACUCGGAUUUCGUAUAAACGCGCAGAAGGCAGCCAACAAGGAGUCAUUGAUAUUGGAAGUUCUAAAGCAGACAUUAGACAAGAAAAGGAAUAGAGUUCUUCGACCUAUAAGAUAUGUUAAAAGUAAAGUUCCUAUAAGAUUACCACGCCCUGAUCUAUUGACUGCUAAGAUAUCAAGGUAUCAGAGGAAGAAUAUCUUAUAUCAGAGACGUUUCAGUUUAGUUAUCAAUAACCACUCUCCAGUCAUCUCCAACAGGGAAAGACCAUUUUCUGGAAAGGGUUCUCGAUUGGAGAGGAAGAAACAUCUUGAUAAAAAGAAGGGCAAAGUUAUUCAUGAAGAACAACAUGUUACCCUUGGUGGUAUUGUUAUAAGUCAUUCCAACAAUUUCACAGGAAAUGUUUUCAGGAAUACAUUUUCACCAGAAAUUAAGUCUACAGCAAGUGCUAAUCAAGGUUUCAAUUCCAAUUCACAGUUACAUAAAAAUGUAACUAAAGUUAAAGGUACAGUUUAUAUUCCAAGUUUACCCUUUCUUUUCAAGUGUUUAUUGUACUUAACAGUUACACAGACUGAAUUGACAUAA
Molecule: messenger RNA, 2946 nt
Organism: Oldenlandia corymbosa var. corymbosa
Lineage: Eukaryota; Viridiplantae; Streptophyta; Magnoliopsida; Gentianales; Rubiaceae
Source: the annotation of a GenBank genome assembly